AUGCGAUUCACUGCAAGGGUGUGGAAAUCAUUCCUAGAGAAUAAAGGCCACGACGCGCAAUGCUUUCCGAACUUGAAGCUCAUCUCAGCAAAACCCGGCGUAGUUACAGCGUCUCUUCAAGUGGAACCGUACAAUGUAAAUCGGGUUGGGACAGGUCAGCUCUUUCAUGGUGGGCUCAUAUUGUCUCUGACCGACACUCUCGGAUCGCUUGCUGUUGCUACCAAGGGUCAAUACAUGACUGGUGUAUCGACUGACAUUGGGACAUCCUUUGUUCGCCCCGCAGGUCGCCCUGGCGACAUACUUCACAUGAAGUCUGAGCUCAUUGGAAUGGGUAAAUCACUGGCCUAUUCUCGGACUGAAUUCACCAACUCUGACGGACUCCUACUUGCCUAUGGAUAUCAUACAAAAUACGUCGGCAAAUCAUCUUCUCAUCCAAAAAACGUAGUUUUGUCAGAGGAUGGAGAGACAUUACUGGAGGGCGCAGAUGUUGAUUAG
Molecule: messenger RNA, 495 nt
Organism: Mycena indigotica
Lineage: Eukaryota; Fungi; Basidiomycota; Agaricomycetes; Agaricales; Mycenaceae
Product: Glycosyltransferase family 57 protein
Exons: 10
Coding region: 1-495 (164 amino acids)
Molecular function (GO): fatty acyl-CoA hydrolase activity
Source: RefSeq, a predicted model, not a curated record